Messenger RNA from Acaulospora colombiana, 1836 nucleotides. The record is from the annotation of a GenBank genome assembly. NCBI's taxonomy places the organism in Eukaryota, Fungi, Glomeromycota, Glomeromycetes, Diversisporales, Acaulosporaceae.
AUGGCACGAACCCAAAUCUUGGCUCCAUGUCUUAAGCAUAUUUUCAUACACCUGGAACCCGAAGACGUAGCUCGUUGUGCUCAAGUGUCAAGGUUGUGGAGGGACGCCUCGUAUUCAGAAUCUUUAUGGAAAAGGUUUUGUGACCAGAGAUGGAAAUAUUGGAAAUCGAAGCCCAAGAAGGCCGAUGGGUGGAGACAAAUCUUUCUGGCACGAAUUACGACUGAUCGUUGGGCGUUUGGGAUACUGGAUGAAUUAGCUGCCGGCGGUCCUUUCUACUUGGCUAAUAUGAAAAAAUUGCGGCAGCUGGGUGAUAACUGUCGAGACGUGUUACUUUGGGUCAUGGAUAAUCCCAACGAACGCGCCCUUCAAUUCAUUCGUAGAAGCGAGACCAUUCAAAAGUGGAAGGCGUGGCGUAAUUAUCAGUUAGAGGUCUCUAACCUUGAGGGCUUCGCGAUGAUGGCCACUUUUUUUAACGAGAGAAUUGAUGUGGAUGAGAUUUUACGAGAAAUUGAUGAAUUGGCGAUUGAGUUUAACUCCUUGUGCGCGAACAAUCCGCCGGAUUCUCAAUUGACUAAAUUUCGUCUACUUACAAACUUUUUUGGCGCGAAAUAUCCUUCUACUGCAUCCGUUCUUGAAAUUGAAACGAAAUUCUUAUACUUGGUCUCCCCCCUCUUAGAAACAAAGCAGAGUAAGGCUUGUGUAAUGACUGUUCUGUUUGAAGCUUUGGCGGCAAAAGUCGGAAUCGAGAAUGUGGACAUAGUGUCGGAUCGUGAUAAGCUGACUUUUAGGAGGUACCAUUUCGUUCGUUUCAGAGACGAGGAGAAUUCGACGUCAAAUAUGAUGGACCAUGAUUCGAAAAGUGAAAUGAACUCGGAUGACGAAGCGUUGGAGAUCAAUAUUUACCACGUCGAUUUCCAAAAGCAUUCGGAAACUGGCGUGCUCACCGUGGAGCAAUUUGAUAGGCAUAGUUCGAAGUAUUACGGGGCUUAUACGCCAGAGUACAAAUUCAUUCCUCAACAGAAACUGUUCAGAUUGUUUCUACAAGACUACUGGAUUGCUCUCACUACGAUUCGUGGGUAUAAUCGUGACAUCAUAUAUGGUACAGCUCUUCAACUUCAUUUCGUCAGAUCCCCAGAAUAUUUAGAUUGCACGCUUGGAGAUUUGUGUAAACUCAUGAAUUUUUGGUGGUCGUUUGUUGCUGCAAGGUAUAGAUAUCCGGAAGAUUACGAAUUUGGACGAAUGGCGUUGGCAGACAUUAGUAAUUAUAUAUCGGGUGGCACUCCGGUGGAGCAAGAUAUGUGGCAAAGAUUGGCUGAAGACGUGAAUGAGGAUAUAGAAGGAUUGGAAGAUGAUGAUUGUGCAGAUUGGGAUUUUGAAUCGGGUCAAUCUUUACGAGGGCAAUUGGGGAAGAAAGAUCCAAAAUUUUAUGUUGGGGAUGUUGUGAAUUUCAAAAAAUUUCACAGUCUCGGGGUGGUGUGUCGUUGGGACAGAGUUUAUAAUAGUGAAUUGGCCGAAAAUGUGGCAAAAUUUGUGUGGACGGAUCUGGAAUCUCCUCGUAAUGAGCCGUUCUACGAAGUACUUACCCAUCGAGGUUCAUUUAUUUACUGCGGACAAAGGACUCUAAUACUUGAACCUCUGAAUUCGGAGCGGUUAUUGAGGAUGGUCCCCACAAAUGUGUACGGAGACUUUCUUGGAAAUGAAGCCGAUUGGGAAUUGGCUAAGGCACUCGGUCCCAUCACCACAGAGUUAGUCGGAUGCUAUUUCGAAAGAUGGGACCAAGAAAGUUGCAAAUAUAUUGCGAACGAGGUCACCUCGAGGUGGUUUCCGGACGGUUGA